Molecule: messenger RNA, 541 nt
Organism: Heterobilharzia americana
Lineage: Eukaryota; Metazoa; Platyhelminthes; Trematoda; Strigeidida; Schistosomatidae
Source: the annotation of a GenBank genome assembly
AUGUUGUCGAGUGUAUUUAGAUACAAAAUUCUAAUGGCCCUCCUUUGGUUGGAUCAGUUUGGCAAAGCCAAUGGAAUUCUUCAUAAUUUACUUCGGAUAUUUGUCUGCCUGAGUUUGUUUUGUUUGUGUGUAACAGUUCACCCACUUGAUGCAAUGCGGAAUUCAAGAAAUUUCCCUCUGAUAGAUGAAACAGCAAACUCAGAAGAUUCAUGGUCACUGAAUAUGCGUAAUAGAAAUAAAGGCGCUGAACGACUCAAUGAAUUAAUUCGCUACUUUAACCACCUUCUUCGCCAGCAAUAUGCAUCUGAAGAUAAUGAAGAACUACUGGAUAGCCGAAAGCUAGCCGCUCUAUCAAAUCAGAACAAACGAGAUUACUUAUUUUUACGUGGUUAACCUAAAUUUCAAAAUAGUGGUUCCUGUUAAAAACAGAAGACUACAGAACAAUUGAAAUCACGAUAGAAGUGUAUGAAUUUGUGUAGAGUGACUUUCUGUUGUUCAUUCCAUUAAAACAAAUUAAAUAUAUAACUUUCCUAAAUCAGUA